Micropterus dolomieu (smallmouth bass) is the source of this 3009-nucleotide messenger RNA. Its product is annotated as actin-binding LIM protein 3-like. Gene Ontology annotation, molecular function: actin filament binding. Gene Ontology annotation, biological process: cytoskeleton organization; cilium assembly; lamellipodium assembly. The transcript is spliced from 23 exons. Gene Ontology annotation, cellular component: stress fiber; actin cytoskeleton. Lineage: Eukaryota; Metazoa; Chordata; Actinopteri; Centrarchiformes; Centrarchidae. Bases 1 to 2085 code for a protein of 694 amino acids. The record is from RefSeq and is a predicted model, not a curated record.
AUGAGUGGACCGACAAAUGCAGUUCAGUACCAGUCAGGUCUUUAUGGAGGAAACAACAACAACAGCAGCACUCCUCUCUCCAGCCGUGGAAACCCGGCUAUCGCGUGUGAGCGCUGUGGGGAGGUUUGUCGCGGGGAGGUGGUGCGCGUCAAAAACACACACUUCCAUGUUCACUGCUUCACCUGCCAAGUGUGUGGCUGUGAUCUGGUGCACUCGGGUUUCUUCCACCACUCUGGCGAGUACAUCUGUACAGAGGACUACCAGCGGCUCUACGGGACCCAGUGUGACAGCUGUGAUCAGUACAUCACUGGAGAGGUGGUAUCUGCCCUGGGGAGGACGUACCACCCGCACUGCUUCGUCUGCAGCAUCUGCAGGAGUCCAUUCCCAAUUGGAGACAGGGUGACCUUCUGUGGGAAGAAGUGUGUGUGUCAGCAAUGCUCACACACUCUGAAGAGCGACAAGCCCGUCAAGGUCCACGGACCAAGCUAUUGUGCAGGCUGUGGCGAGGAGAUCAAACAGGGUCAGUCUCUGCUCGCUCUGGAGAGACAGUGGCAUGUCAGUUGUUUUAAAUGCCGAACGUGUGGCUGUGCGCUUACUGGAGAGUACAUCAGCAAGGAUGGAAUACCUUACUGUGAGACUGACUACCACACUCAGUUUGGGAUCCGGUGUGACAGCUGUAACAGGUACAUCAGCGGCAGAGUACUUGAGGCUGGAGGGAAGCGCUACCACCCUAGCUGUGCCAGGUGUGCCCGCUGUCACAUGAUGUUCCUGGAAGGAGAGGAAAUGUACCUUACAGGUUCAGAGGUUUGGCACCCCAUGUGUAAAGAAGCAGCUCGGCUGGAGAGAAAACUGAGGCUGAGACGUACCUCUGAGACGGCAUCCAUUUCUCCUCCAGGCUCCUCUCCUCUCCUCGGCUCCCCUCACCGGCUCAUCUGUUCUAAAGCUGACGCUGAUGUUUUGGCCUAUAAGCAGCUGGCUGCUCUGCCCAGGGUCAAAGCCAUUUAUGAAAUCCAGCGGCCCGACAUCAUCCCUUAUCAGGCUGACCAUGCGCACACACACCUCUCAGAUGACACUCUGGAGAGAUACAGCUGUGGACAGUCAUUGGGCUCUUUAUCGCCAUACUCUCAUGAUCUCCUGGAUGGCGUUGAGCUGAGAACGAGGCGUUCCUCCAGCUCUGCCUUCACUGACUCCCCUGCACACAGUCGCCACGGCGGCUCCCCACAGCAUUGUUAUCUCCCCGGCAGUGAGAGUGGCAGGAGUUCACCCUAUUACAGUCAGCCAGAGCCCAGGUGUGCCACACCCACCACCACCUACCAAGCCCCCAAGCAUUUCCAUGUGCCAGCUUCUGAGGAAAGUAACAUCUACAGGAAACCCCCCAUCUAUAAGAGACAAGAUAUAUCUGCCUCUCUGACAGCCAAUAAAAGUAAGACCAAUGAGAACCUUGUUCAUUCCAGUCACCUUUCCACUUCCAACUGUAACAGCCUUUAUCACCCGGAAUCCAACUACUUCCCAUAUACUGGCUCUCCAAAAGUCUCCAGGGUGAGGAGGUUUUCGUCUGGAGGAGAGGAGGAUGGAUGGAAUCAAAAUAUAAACAGGGGAAUUGGCAGAAUGAUCCUGAAGGAGGAGAUGAAGGCUCGGUCAGGUUGCCACGACAAUGACCAGUGGGGGAGCAGACGCAGUUCCCGCUGUAGCAGCAAGGAGGCGCUAAACAUCUCCCUCAAUGGCUCUCCCAGGUCUGUCUACAGUGCAGACAGCGACUCAUACAUUGCCAAAUCGGCCUCGUUGCCAGGCUACGGCAGAAAUGGACUAAACAGGCCUGGGAGUUCGGGUGCAGAUUAUUAUCAGUAUGACAGCAGUAAUGCAGUUAAUUGGCAGAUCAGAGAAUACAAGAUCUACCCAUAUGAAGCCCUAAUUGUGUCAGUCAGAGGGCAGCAGCGUCUCCCGAGUGAUGUGGACCGAGCAAGACUGGAGCGACACCUCUCACCAGAGGAGUUCUACAGAGUCUUUGGCAUGUCAAUGUCUGCCUUUGAUCAUCUUGCUCAGUGGAAGAAGAACGAACUGAAGAAACAGGUCAGACUCUUCUGAGAAAAUGAACCAGAGAAGACUACCCUAAUGCAGGUCCACUGCCUUCAGUGUGCCUCUAGAAAGGCCUCCUGACCCCAGAUUGACUCUGUGUCACAGUGGAAGAGGAACUGGCUGAAAUGAAUGGCAGUUGGUCUCCAGAUUUUGAGUGCUUUUAAAAGGUGCGUAAUUGACUUCUUAAGAUAUGAAGUCAGCCAACUGGCCAAAAGGUAAAGAAAACUGAAAGGAGAGCAGGAAGACUUUGAGAGGCUACAACAGACAGAAAGUAAUGAGCAGAGGGAGGUGUUGGCUGCUUCUUCCUUUAAUUCCAGCAGAUGGCAGUGUGUUAACAGGGGCACCGGAGUGACAGUCCAAUACAUGUGCAGGCGGACCAGAAGCUGAAGUACUUGUUAACAUACUAAGGGUCUGCCAUUCUGAGUCAAAUGUGCAUUCAUGCCGAAAGUGAGGGAGACAGCUUGGGAAGCAAAUAGGCUGCCUGGAAGACAGACUGGGAUGUUGUUGAAAGCAAGAAGGACCCUGUUUAGUCACACAGACACUAUCCUCUGCAACUUCUAAGCUGACAAGACUGGUGGACAAGAAUAGUGUGAUUAUCAACGUUAGGGUUACUCAACAUGAUAUACACAGUGUUUUUUUUAACAUGCUAAUGCUGAAAACCAAAGGCAUGUGUUUGAUUUUGAUGUCAGUUAUUUUUCUGAAGCCAUAUCAGUGUUUAGAGUUCUUCUCUAUGACAUGAGCAGACUGUACAGUUCACUGAAUGGUUUUUGAAAUAUGAUGUGGUUUAAUGUGAACAAACUUUGUAAUGGCUCUGAGCUCAGAUAUGUUGGUGAAGUUUAGAAAUCAGGUUUUAGUACUACACACAAGAAGAAGAUAUACAGUAUCUCACAAAAGUGAGUACACCCCUCACAUUUAUGUAAAUAUUUGAUUACA